AUGUUGAUUUUGAACCAAAAAGAGAAUUUUGCAAAUUCCUCUAAUAUAUUUUUUAAAGGAUGUAAUAAAAAUAAUGUUAGAUUUGGUAAGUGGGAUUAUAUAGUUAAAGGGGAAUCUAUGUAAAUAUUUUCUAAAAUAAUUAGGUUUGGAGGAAAUUAUAAUGAGAGAGGUUAAAAAGAUGGAAAAUGGAUUGAACCAGAUUUGGAUAAUGAGGAAAAGUAAAAUUAAAUGAUUAAAAGCAAAAGUUAUAUUACAUUUUAAGGAGAAUAUAGAGCAGAUAUUAAAAUAGGAAUAUGGAAUACCUUUAUUAGACGAGAUUUAAUGUAACAAAUUAAUUAAUAAUAGUGGAGGAGGAUUUUAUAAUGAAAAAGGAAGAAAACAUGGGAUGUGGAUAGAACAUCAAAAGAAAACAGCUUUUAAGUAUAGAUAAUGAUAAUCAGUUUCCUAUUAUUGUACAAAGGUAAAUAUGAAGAAGGUAAAAAAGUAAAUUAAUGGGAAUGGAGUUUAGAUUCAGAAGUGAUGUAAUUUGAUGUUAAUUUAUAUAUAGUGGUCAAGGUAAAUACAAAAAUAAUGGUGAAAAAAAUUAAUUUUGGAUAGAAUUAAAUGAAAAUUAUUCAAGAUUGUAUAUAUUAUUCAUAUUAUAAGAUGUAAUCUUAAAUCCUAAGGAUCUUAUAAAAAUGGAAUGAGAAUAGGAGAUUGGAAAAUAGUUGAUGAUGAUAAAGUUAUGUAAUUUUCUUAAUUUAUUUGAUUAGUGGAGGAGGAAGAUAUUCUGGUGAAUUCAAAAAAAUUGGGAUUUGGAAAGAACCAUUUGGAAAUUAUAAUAUAUUGUAAAUUUAAUAUUUUUAUUUAGGGAGCCUGCAUUAUUUGAGGGAAAUUAUCAGAAUGAUAUUAGAGUGGAUUAAUGGAAGAUUAUUCUAAACGAAAUGAUAAUGUAAAAAAAAUUAAUUAGAAUAAGUGGGGGAGGAAAUUAUGAUAAAAAUGGGUAAAAGUAAGGAGAUUGGAUGGAUGUGAGAAUGAUUAAUAUUUAUAAGUAUAAUUUUGAAUUGAUGGGAGAUAUUUAACAAUGAGAGGAUAAUAUUAUUAAGGUUUAAGAAUAUUAAAAUGGAAUUAUAAGAUGAAUGAUUUAUCAUUGUAAUACUGAUUUUAUAUUUCAAUAUAAUUAGUUAAGGUAUGUAUAAUGAUAAUGGAGAAAAGAUGGAUUAUUGGAUAGAUUUUGAUGAAAAAUAUAAUGAAAAGUAUUAAAAGUGAUAUUUAAAAGUGAUAUAAUACUGACAGGCAAAUAUAAAUAUGGAAUAAGAAUUGGAGUGUGGAAGUUACAAUAAAAUAAUAAAAUCAUGUAUACAAAAAGCAAUAAAUUUUGAAGUGGUCAUGGUCUUUAUAAUGAAGAAGGUAAAAAAUUUGGACUUUGGAAAGAGUUGCAUCCAAAUUAUUCAGAAAUGUAAGUAUUAAAUAAAAGGUAGGUGUCAAUUGAUAAUGAAAGGGGAAUAUAAAAAUGGUAUAAAAAUUGGAUAUUGGUAAAUUCUAACUUAAAAUUAGAAUAAACUAAUGUAAUUUUAUAUAAUAUCAAUAGUGGUGGUGGUUCAUUUAAUAUAUAAGGUGAAUAAUUUGGAAAAUGGAUAGAACUUCAUAAAUAAUAUUCAAAAUAGUUAUUUACUUAUUUUUUAGUAUAGUCGUUAAGUUGUGAGUAUAGGAUAUUAUGAGAAUGGAAUAAGAAUUGGAGGAUGGGAAGAUAUUUAUAUGAAUAAAAUAAUGUAUUUAUUAAUUGAAAAUGAUAGAAAUUAUCAUUAUUACGAUAGGGAUGGAAUACGUAGAAGGAUUGAGAUAAAACAAUGAAAUAUAUUAGAUGAGUGG
Molecule: messenger RNA, 1851 nt
Organism: Paramecium sonneborni
Lineage: Eukaryota; Ciliophora; Oligohymenophorea; Peniculida; Parameciidae
Source: the annotation of a GenBank genome assembly